AUGGCUGGUAAGACGUACAAUCAUCGCUACCGCGGCCUCUGGAACGCGCCUCCCCGGUGCCGGUGUAAUGGCUACUGCCCACUUUUCACGUUCGCAGGAGGAGUGGCGUUCAUCACUGUGGGCUCCGUGCUGCUCUGUGUCAUCACACGUAACCCUGUUAACGGCCGCCACAAACUACACACGCCACCCUUGGCUGUCGCGUUCACAUUCGUCGUCUUGGGUACGGUGCUUGUCUUGACGAGCGUCAUUUAUUGCUUGAGAAUUGGCUGGGAAGAAUACAUGCGGAACGAAGACGAGUUGGAGAAGCUUUGUCCAGAUCCCGCUUGUGAAGAGUCCUUUGAUGAGGAACGUCAUCGCAGUUCGCUGCCGCGCAUGAUGUCACAUUCGUCGUGGGUGGAAAAGACCUAUUAUGAUGCCGAGCCCCCAAAUUACACAGAGUGCAAUUCCGACCAAUAUUCUGGACGCCAAAUAAGUCUGUGCCGAAGUAGUGAUUGUAGAAACCGUCCAUAUUUCCCACGUGAAGAUAUCGUUAACAAUUGUUAUGCAGAGGUAGGUCAAAAUAACAGGCCAGAGGGUAACAAUUUCACGUCGUAUGAAAUGAAGGAACAUCUACAGAAUAAUGUGAUAAAUAGCGAGGUCAUUAAGGCAUCAAAUCAAGUUGACCAAAACUCGGGCAAAAGCGUCCACAUUGACAGCUUAAAUGGAGAUCUAACGAAUGAACACCAAACCGGAAAAAAGGAGAGAUCUUUCCAUAUAGCAAAAAAUAUUAAUCUAAAUAACCUCGGUAAUAGAAGUUCCAAUUUCCAAUCGUUCAAGAUUCUGUACAAAAUGCCCAUUGCAUCCGAGUUGAGCAUUAAAUCAACUACUCAAAAAUCUCCAGUCCAUAACAGUGAAAAAAGCAUUGGGGAGUUUAUAACAUUCAGCGAGGAAGAGGAACUCAAAUUCUAUCCAAAUACAUGCCCGCCGAAAGAUGUAAACGGAACAUGCCACGCAGGCAAUGGCUGCUCGAGGGUUUACAGUGAGAAAUAUUGCCAGAGACCGGCAGGAGAAACUUCGCAUCUUCGACCUUACACUGAGUUAACUCAUCCUUUAACACUUGUCAGUUCUAAUCGCUGUACGUGUUCCACCUUUGUAGGCACGAACCUUGCAAAAGGAUUGAGCAGCGCAACGGCUGUCCAGUUAAACAAGCCAGGUUACAAAAGUAUAGCCAGAAAUUGUAGUGGUCCAUCAACACCAAAAAUGCCGAGGAUCUGUACACGGAGUUCGUUUGAACCUUUAAAGACGCUCAACUCCUUCGUUAUCUCCAGCGACAACGAGUGCAGUGUUAUCCUGACUUCUAAUGCUCGAGACAAUCAAAUAUGAGGAUUAAGGGAAAUUAUAUAAACUUAUUGUAUUUAGUGAUUUUCCAUGGAAUGAUUCUGCCAAGUAAGAAUUCUGUAAGACGAUACAGCUUCAAUGACAAUCAAAUUUGUGCUUCCAGACUGUAUUAUUAUGCUCUAUAUCAUCGUCUAAAAAAUUCGUUAGACAUUUCUACGAAAAUUUUUUAAGCGAAUGGAGAGUACAGAAUAUAACAUUGUAAGAGUUUGUUUCUGCACAUUAUGGUUACAAAAUAAUUGACUCUUUCCUAUUAUAUUCUUCGAAUGUAC
Messenger RNA from Hyalella azteca, 1646 nucleotides. RefSeq lists its product as uncharacterized. Bases 1 to 1362 code for a protein of 453 amino acids. The record is from RefSeq and is a predicted model, not a curated record. NCBI's taxonomy places the organism in Eukaryota, Metazoa, Arthropoda, Malacostraca, Amphipoda, Hyalellidae. The transcript has 3 exons.